Molecule: messenger RNA, 353 nt
Organism: Plasmodium coatneyi
Lineage: Eukaryota; Apicomplexa; Aconoidasida; Haemosporida; Plasmodiidae
Product: Early transcribed membrane protein
Exons: 1
Source: RefSeq, a predicted model, not a curated record
AUGAAACUAGCUAAAUUAUUUUACUUCGUCGCCUUCCUCAUAACCAUUAAGGUGUUCGUUCCAGGAUUCAACAAUGAUGGAUUAGUUGAAGCAAAGAAGGCUUCUAACGCCAAGUCCUUAAAAAAGAUCGACAAGGAUAUGCUAAGAAAAAAGAGAAAUAAAAAGAUCAUGAUCAUAUCUACCAUCGCCACUAGUUUAGCUCUACUCAUUGGUAGUGCCUUAGGAGGAUACAACUACUACAAACAAAAGAACACCAAGAAACUCCAAUCAAAAACAGGAACUAGAAACUUAAGCAAGUCACAGGAGGAUAUCUCCAAGGUCCCAAUAACGCCACCCACAAUGCCCCCACCACC